AAAAAAAAAAUUCGCAAUGGAAAAGAAAAUUGAACAAACACCACACGAACAAAAUUGUGUUUUAGUUGAUAACUUUGCGAUCUUUGUACAAGUCUUACUGGGAGCAAUUGCAUUCUCAACGCUUAUUUAUAAAAGACACAGAGAGCGACCACAAAGACCAUUACGAAUAUGGUUUUAUGAUGUAAGCAAGCAAUUGCUGGGAGCAGGAAUAGUGCAUGGACUGAAUAUAAUUGUCUCUUAUAUAGCAGGGUCAAUCGAUGGAGGAGGCGAUACUAAUCCUUGUGUGUGGUACUUUCUUAAUAUAUUUAUCGAUUGUACUCUAGGAGUGUUUAUACUAUAUGUGCUUCUAAAGAUAGUUGAUUUCAUAGUGGUCAUUACUGGCACAGAAGGCAUGAAGAGCGGAGACUAUGGUCAUCCACCGAAUGUGAAUUGGUGGAUAAGACAAACAGUAGCAUUUAUAUGUUGCUUAUUUGUUAUGAAAAUAGUAGUUGUACUCAUUUUCCGACUAUGCCCAUUUUUAUUCGACACAGGAGAAUUUUUACUUGGAUGGACAUUAUAUAAUGCAAAACUACAAGUUGUGUUUGUAAUGCUAAUAAUUCCAUUAGUUAUGAACAUUGUACAAUUUUGGCUCGUUGAUCAAGUUAUAAAGAAAAAAUUGGAAGGUGUUAAGUUAGUAGAUGAUGAUUUUGGUGUUGAAGAUGUAUUCCUUCCGGAAGCAUUAAGUGAUGAUGAUGAUGAUGAUGAUGAUGUUGAAAUGGGUGGUAGUAGUAUUAGUGUUUCUUCUAAUACUGCUAUACUUGCAAGAGAAGCCUUUAUAACUGAUAAAAGCAAAAAUGAUACCACUUCUGAUAUUUAUAUUGAAUUACGGAAAACACCUUCUCAAGUAAUGAAAGAAGAUUAUUUUGAAAAAUAAUUUCAUUGAUAAAAAAAAAGACAUUUUAUAGCAUAUUUUUUACAUCAUAAUUUUUAUCAUAAAUUUUUUUUUUUGAUUAUAUAUUACUAUAAAUUUCUAUGUACUAUAAUUUUUUUAUAAAUCAUAAUUAGAAAUUUGACUAUUUUUUAAUUUAAUAUUAACAAAACUUAAUAAAACAAUUGCUAC
Rhizophagus irregularis DAOM 181602=DAOM 197198 is the source of this 1099-nucleotide messenger RNA. RefSeq lists its product as uncharacterized. The record is from RefSeq and is a predicted model, not a curated record. Lineage: Eukaryota; Fungi; Glomeromycota; Glomeromycetes; Glomerales; Glomeraceae. Gene Ontology annotation, cellular component: membrane.